Molecule: messenger RNA, 1149 nt
Organism: Impatiens glandulifera
Lineage: Eukaryota; Viridiplantae; Streptophyta; Magnoliopsida; Ericales; Balsaminaceae
Product: peroxidase 16-like
Exons: 2
Coding region: 1-1023 (340 amino acids)
Biological process (GO): response to oxidative stress; hydrogen peroxide catabolic process
Molecular function (GO): peroxidase activity; heme binding
Source: RefSeq, a predicted model, not a curated record
AUGGCGACGGCAACCGAUUCACGGCGGACUUGGGGCGGUGCUCAGGGAUCAAUCAUGACCCUGAUCAUCUUGAUCCUGACCCUUAGCCUUAGCCCUCUUCCUACACAAGCCCAAUUGAAAACUGAUUUUUACAAAAACAUUUGCCCAAAUGUUGAAUCCCUUGUUAGAUCAGCCGUCACCCAAAAAUUCCAACAAACCUUUGUCACCGUUCCUGCCACUCUACGUCUCUUCUUCCACGAUUGCUUCGUCAGGGGUUGCGAUGCUUCGGUCCUACUAGCAGGACCGACGGGAAAGGUAGAGAAGGAUCACCCCGACGACAUCUCGUUGGCUGGAGAUGGAUUCGAUACGGUUGUCAAGGCGAAAGCUGCUGUGGACAAAGAUUCUCGAUGCACCAAUAAAGUGUCGUGCGCAGAUAUUUUGGCUUUAGCCACUAGAGAUGUUGUGUCGUUGGCUGGUGGCCCGUUUUAUCAAGUGGAGCUUGGAAGGCGCGAUGGAAGAAUCUCAACCAUAGCUAGUGUCCAACAUAGUCUUCCCCAACCUGAAUUCAAUCUUGACAAACUCAAUACUAUGUUCUCCUCCCAUGGUCUCUCACAAACCGACAUGAUUGCUCUUUCAGGAGCCCACACCCUCGGGUUUUCUCAUUGCGGGAAGUUCUCAAAGAGGAUCUACAACUUCAGUCCUAAAAACAAGAUUGACCCGACUUUGAACUUAGCAUACGCCCUUCAACUCAGACAGAUGUGCCCGGUAAAGGUUGACCCGAGAAUCGCGAUCAACAUGGAUCCGACAACUCCACAGAUAUUCGACAAUGCCUAUUACAAGAACCUUCAACAAGGGAAGGGUCUAUUCACCUCCGACCAGAUACUUUUCACCGACCCCAGGUCUCGCAAUACCGUCAAUCUCUUCGCCUCUAACGCUAACGCGUUCAACCAGGCGUUUAUUAGUGCUAUCACCAAGCUUGGUCGUGUUGGGGUUAAGACUGGAAACGCUGGGGAGAUACGUCGGGACUGCUCAUUUAUCAACUAGAGGAAAUCUUAUUUUUAUUUUUUAAUGUGACUUUUCUAAAUCAUAUUUUAUUUGUAGUACUAAUAAUUUGUGUAAGAUCAACCAUUAUCCAAUAAAAGUUGACUUAAAAUUAGUUUUUUUAUUAUU